Molecule: messenger RNA, 2544 nt
Organism: Penicillium brasilianum
Lineage: Eukaryota; Fungi; Ascomycota; Eurotiomycetes; Eurotiales; Aspergillaceae
Source: the annotation of a GenBank genome assembly
CGCAGCUGACAUACGGCCGCACAUGAACAUCGUCGUCUUGAGCUAUAUAGCUAGCUAUCCCUGACUUCAAUACUCCAUUCGACUAACCGGCCAGGCUGCUACCCUUGAAAUUCUCCAAGCCUAGGACACCACCCCACUGCCUGACUAUCAGAACACCUUCUGCCCACUCACAACCCCAAGACUGGAUGCCUCACUACGCAAUAAACCGCCAAUGAUUCGUUAACUCCGAAAAGGACAACAGCGUGACAACUACAGACCCGAGGCAUUUCAUCCAACUCCUUUUUUCUCCCACUCAUUCACGAAUAGCGCCUAUGCUUCCCCUCCGCUCUCCCUGAAUCGUUCGUGGGGUAUAACAAUUACUGUGGGUCACCGCUUAUCGGCCAUCGCGCUACGCCAACACCCCCAUGGUACAAAUACAAUCGACUGCGCAACCCGUCCACGAAACUUCGCCCCUCAUGGAGUCGCGGCAUGGGAAUGACUCCGAUGUACAGUUUGAGGGGGGUCAUGUUGAGUUCGAGGGCAAGGAUUUGGAUGAUUCGUCGAAGAGUGGAUGGUAUUUGUUUUUGUUGACGAUUUCCAUUGGAGGGCUACAGGUUGUUUGGUCUGUGGAGUUGUCCAAUGGUUCGCCCUACCUGCUCUCACUGGGAAUGAGUAAGGCUCUUCUCGCAUUCGUGUGGAUAGCAGGACCCGUGACUGGUACCCUGGUGCAACCGUAUAUCGGUAUUCGAAGCGACAAUUGCCGACAUCCAUGGGGCAAGCGGAAGCCGUUUAUGGUUGGUGGUGCCGUGGCACUCAUCAUAUCUUUGCUUGCCCUGUCUUGGGUGCAGGAGAUCAUGGGUGGAUUUUUAUCGAUCUUCGGCGUCGAUCGACAGUCCGGCGGUGCGAAGAUCACGAAUAUCGUGGUCGCCACUUUUUUGAUGUAUUGUCUGGAUUUUGCGAUUAAUACUGUGCAAGCUGCGAUUCGAGCGUUUAUUGUGGAUAACUGUCCUGCUCAUCAGCAGGAAAUUGCUAACGCCUGGGCUAGUCGGCUGACAGGCGUCGGCAAUAUUUGCGGCUUUAUCUUUGGGUAUCUUGAUUUGCCAAACAUCUUUCCAUUCCUUGGAAAGACGCAAUUCCAAGUUCUCUGCGCACUGGCUUCCAUAUCUCUCACCGUCACCCUGCUCGCUAGUUGCCUCUACAUCAAAGAGCGUGAUCCCAGACAGGAUGGACCGCCGCCUUCCGAUGGUCUAGGCCUCAUUUCUUUCUUCCGCCAGGUCUUCAAAUCUAUUCGCAAUCUUCCACCGCAGAUUACGCGGGUCUGUGAGGUGCAGCUCGCUGCGUGGGCCGGAUGGUUCCCAUUCUUGUACUAUGCGACUACCUACGUUGGCCAGCUUUAUGCUAACCCCAUCUUUGCGGAUCAUCCUGAUAUGUCGGAUGAUCAGAUUGAUCGCACAUGGGAGGAUGCCACUCGGAUUGGCACAUCCGCACUUCUUGCUUAUGCCAUUAUCUCCUUCGUUGCUAACAUUGCCCUCCCGCUCUUUGUGAUCCCCACAUCUGGACAAGUGUCCGAGACGACGGCCCAUCAUGAACGAGUUGUAUAUCCGGAGAGCGAGGACGGAGGUGCCACCGGAGAUUCUUAUGAGCCACUCCUUGAUGGAACGCCUCAUAAGAUUGUUGAGGAAGAGCCGACUUGGUUCUCUCGACUGCAGAUCCCCGGUUUGACACUUCGCCGAGCCUGGCUCAUUUCACAUAUAAUUUUUGCACUAUGCAUGUUCAGCACUUUUUUCAUCUCAUCCUACCCCGCCGGCUCGGUGGUCAUUGCUUUCGUCGGAAUAUCCUGGGCCUUGACACUAUGGGCACCAUUUGCCCUGAUCUCCGCCGAGGUAGCCCGUAACGAUAUCACACGGCGCCCACAUCGUCACGAAACAGGGGGGGCUGCUUCGGCGACAGAGUCUGGAAGGAGGCAUACUACUACCUCCGGAUCUUAUGCACACGUUUCUAGCGAGGAUGAUGAUGAAGACGAAGAUCACGACGAUGCCAGAGACCAUGACUUUGACAAUAGUGGUUCAAAGCCCGUUCCUAUCAGUGAGGAAGAGAACGUUGCGCAAGCGGGAAUUGUUUUGGGUCUACAUAAUGUGGCAGUUUCAUUCCCCCAGAUAUUUUCCAGUCUGAUCUGCAGCGCCAUUUUCAAGGUUGCGCAGAAGCCGCGCGGCGAGCCAUGGGAUGAUAGUGUGGGAUGGGUGCUUCGAUUUGGUGGAUGUGCUGCAUUGGUUGCGGCGUGGCUUACCAAGAGGUUGGCCGAGGGCUCGAAAUGAAGCCCUUGGAUCAGAUUGUAUAUUGAACCAUCUGUUGACUCCAAGAUCACUUGCAUCCGACCUUUUCCUCAAUUCUGCAAGAGCAUGCCGAUGAUGUAUUUACUAACGGGAGGCAAGUGGGUCAGCCCUGGACGAUGCAGUCAUCGCCAGAACGUAGGGGCCAAUGAUAUUUAUAACACGGUCACGUCCUCGUUUUUUCCAAGUGUUGACGUAGACUUGUUAGCAACGAUAUACUUGAGAUAGAAGCUAG